Molecule: messenger RNA, 1014 nt
Organism: Podospora pseudocomata
Lineage: Eukaryota; Fungi; Ascomycota; Sordariomycetes; Sordariales; Podosporaceae
Exons: 1
Coding region: 1-1014 (337 amino acids)
Source: RefSeq, a predicted model, not a curated record
AUGGAACCCGUUCCUGAGACAGAGCGAAUGGAGGAGUUUCGGCCCACGUCUCUCCCCUCAUCAAGAGCGUCGUCUUCUGCUUCGGCGACUCCAUCUACGUUGACGCCAGUCGGCCCUCCGGAAUUCGACUACCUGCGAAAGCCUCCCACGAUCCGCCGAUCGACCGAUCCCUCACCUUCGUCCUCACCAAUCUCUCCAACAUGGACACCUGGGUCUUUGCUCACAUACCGUCCUCGUGCAUCCUCGCCGCUGUCUAGCAACCACGUGCGAUCCAGGUCGGCCGCAAGCCUGGCCCCGCCGCCCAUGGUGCGCACACAGUCGAUGCCAGGAAUCAAUGGCGGUGGUCACUUUUCAUUGUCGCCUCAGUUUCGUCCUUCGAGCCCUGCAGGAUCUCCCAGCCGCAUUAGGGUCCCCCGAAAGCCGGUUGACGAAGCCUUUCCCACAUCGCCAACCCGGAUUUCGGUUCACGACCCUGAGCGGAAGCUUGCGGAGAGGAACAGUUCGCCCAACCUGGCUCUGAGCUUAACAUCUUCAGCCACUAUUCCCAAGUUACGGCGGCCGGCCUCUCCCCUUCGUCAAAUGGCUGUUCCCGGCGCGGGCUCGUUUCCGGUCAAUGGCUCUCUUACUCCAUCUGCAGUUGCCACAUCGCCGUCUUACCGCGCGUAUGAUGCGUUUUCUAGCACCUCCACCUUUUCGACAUAUCCAUCAUCAUCUGUCCCGUCUACCCCAACUUCACUUCGAUCCAGAAGCCCCAGUAUUUCCAGUCUUGAAACCAUCCCAGACUCACCAGAUGCAGAGGAGGCAGCUUUGGAGGCUGAGAGGAUAGCGCAGCUCAAGGCAGCAGCGGAGGCAGCUGAAGGCGGCGAGGAAGAGAAGGGAAGGAGCAGUCUUGAUGGCCCAUCUCGUGGUAGGACCCUGAGUGGUUUCAGCUCCCGGGACAAGCGGAAGCGGUGGAGUGUAUGUGGUGCCGAGAGACGACAGGACUUGGAUUUGGAGACGAUUUGGGAGGAUUGA